This is a messenger RNA of Tilletiaria anomala UBC 951, 405 nucleotides long. RefSeq lists its product as uncharacterized. The record is from RefSeq and is a predicted model, not a curated record. The transcript has a single exon. NCBI's taxonomy places the organism in Eukaryota, Fungi, Basidiomycota, Exobasidiomycetes, Georgefischeriales, Tilletiariaceae. The coding region runs from base 1 to 405 and encodes 134 amino acids.
AUGAAGUUUGGCAAGCAGAUCCUGUCCCAGCAGAUCUCCGGCUGGGGGUCCUACUACUUGGACUACAAAUUCCUCAAGAAAAUCAUCAACUCGCUUGAAAAGGGCCGAAUCACGGAUGCAGCGCUUCUUGCGACCGGCAUGCGGCCGGGUCCAAAGGUAGCAUCGGAACAAGGUGGUCGGCUUGAAAGUGACGGCCAGCAGGGAGAGGCACCUUCUGAAGUAGACAGAGAAGCUGCAGAAGCUGUUGCCACGCAGAUCCUCAUCGGUGGCCACCAUGGUGGAGAUGGAUCCGACGAGCUCAAGCUGCACAAGGCUGCAUUUUUCUUCAAGCUAGAAAGAGAACUUGAAAAGGCGAGUUUUCAGUUCAUGUUCUCAAAGAAGCGGCAGCCUUCUAACGUGCCCUAG